This is a messenger RNA of Cyphellophora europaea CBS 101466, 780 nucleotides long. RefSeq lists its product as uncharacterized. The record is from RefSeq and is a predicted model, not a curated record. Gene Ontology annotation, molecular function: protein binding. Bases 1 to 780 code for a protein of 259 amino acids. The transcript has 2 exons. NCBI's taxonomy places the organism in Eukaryota, Fungi, Ascomycota, Eurotiomycetes, Chaetothyriales, Cyphellophoraceae.
AUGUUCAAGCGAUCGUUCAAUACCAGGGAUGGUCGUGUGACCAAGCCGUUGAAGCCGACCAAGAAUGCCUUUCCCGAACAUUUGAAGAGGAAGAUGCAGGACAGCUUAGAAAGUCCGUCGGUCGGAAGCUCUCUGACCAGCCCCAUAAUCACCUUGGUUGUGGGUCAUGAACAGCGCUUGUUCGCUGCUCAUGAGGACGUUCUCUGCCAUUCACCUUACUUCGCUGCCGCCCUGAAGGGCAAGUUCCUGGAUGGAAGCGCGAAGAAGUUGGAACUGCCUGAUGAAGAACCCGAGAUUUUAUCCUGCGUCCUCGAAUUCCUGUACAAGGGUGACUACUAUCCCCGUUUGAUGCACAACAAGCGGCGGAACACCUGGGAUCUUGAGGACGCCCAGGAUGCCAAAAUUGGUGGUCGCGGAAACCCUGAAUCCGCAAUCUAUCUCUCCAGUGUUGGUGGCGAUGUCCUCCGGGAUACCGUUGUCUACUGCGCAGCCGAGAAGUACGCCUUGGAGGAUCUGAAGCGUCUUGCUCUUCGGAAACAAGGCCUUCAGUCCGGCAUCCAAGUUGAUGUGAUCUUGCGAUCUGCUCGCUACGCAUACGACUUUACACCUGACAGCGAGAGUCGUCUCCGCGCUCAUUAUCUUGCUCUGAUCAUCCGAAGUCGGAAGACUUUCAAGAGGAGCGGAACCAUGCAGAUGGAAAUGGAGAAUGGGGGCAAAUUGUUUUUCGAUCUGUUUGUGGCGAUGUGCAAUCACAUUGAUGACAUUGUCGAGAUUAGGUAG